This is a messenger RNA of Hydractinia symbiolongicarpus, 896 nucleotides long. RefSeq lists its product as uncharacterized. The coding region runs from base 77 to 874 and encodes 265 amino acids. Lineage: Eukaryota; Metazoa; Cnidaria; Hydrozoa; Anthoathecata; Hydractiniidae. The record is from RefSeq and is a predicted model, not a curated record. The transcript has 7 exons.
AUAUCCGACAAAGUUGUUCUAAUAUAUAACGUAUAAAGAUUCAGUCUGAGUUCUGUUCAGAGCUGAGGAAGCAAACAUGAAGACUUUAAUGUGUUUAGUUUUUUGCUUGAGUUCCGCGCAAGGCUUUUUGUUUGGAAAAGAUGCCUUUCCAAAUUGGAACAAGCUCUCAGUGACAUUUAUGAAGUUCAGUGGAUUGCCUAUGAAUGUAAACGAUGCAGUUAGUGAUGAGUGGAAGUUAAACAAAGACGCAUGUAAAAAUUCGACUUUCUUCGUUGGUCAGAGAUACGAUUUAAAAGGAGACAAUGCGACAAUGCUUUUGUUCGAUUCACACGGUCAAAUAGCAGGUAUGCAAAUGGCGUGGUCAAACACACUUGGUGUUGCACAGCAAUGGCUUGGUGGACCAAUCAUUGACGAUGGCACAAAUUAUCACGCGACAGUGUAUUUUACAGAACCAUCUAAAAUUUGCAGUGGAACAAAAAGGGAUAAAAACUACGUAGGAGAUAAGAUGUUUAUUUUGAUGGGUAAAUCUCAACUGAUGACCAUUCCGCUGAAAGAAGAUAAGAUUGCAAACACGAAAUGGGUAAAAGGAAGAUGUUUUUAUGGAAUGGGUCAGCAUUAUUGGUAUGACAUCAGCCGAGACAUGGAUUGCAACAACUUUUUCCCGUUCUUUUUAUUGUACAACAAACAUGUCCUAAACGGUUUCGGAUUUGCCACUGGAUCAAACGUGGUUAGUAAUCGGGUUGAGCAUCCGCCGAAGAGCAAAUUAGGGUGGUUCUUCCAUGCAGCAGAAGCGCCCAUGUGUCUUCAAACAUAUAAAUACUUAUCCACACAACACGUCUACUUAGAUAAAAGACCAUAUCUCAACUUUUGUUAAUUCGAAAUAUACAAGAAACUUA